Hansenula ciferrii is the source of this 1710-nucleotide messenger RNA. RefSeq names its product dolichyl-P-Man:Man(6)GlcNAc(2)-PP-dolichol alpha-1,2-mannosyltransferase (gene ALG9). Gene Ontology annotation, molecular function: alpha-1,2-mannosyltransferase activity. Lineage: Eukaryota; Fungi; Ascomycota; Saccharomycetes; Phaffomycetales; Wickerhamomycetaceae. The coding region runs from base 1 to 1710 and encodes 569 amino acids. Gene Ontology annotation, cellular component: endoplasmic reticulum membrane. The transcript has a single exon. Gene Ontology annotation, biological process: protein N-linked glycosylation. The record is from RefSeq and is a predicted model, not a curated record.
AUGCCACUGGUGGACACAAAGAACCCAUUGGUCCAUUUGCUACUGCUAAUUAGACUCAUCUGUGUGUUUUAUUCCAUCAUUCCAGAUUGUGAUGAAGUGUUCAAUUAUUAUGAACCACUAAAUUUCCUAUUAAGAGGCUUUGGUAAACAAACGUGGGAAUAUUCACCAGAAUAUGCUAUUAGAUCUUGGGCUUAUUUGAUACCCUAUGCAAUCCCAACUUAUCCAGUAACUGUUGCUAUUGAUUAUUUCAAAAUUUUACCUCCACAAGCUGCUUUUUAUACAAUUAGAUUGAGUGUUGUUUCAUUCACUUUAUAUUCAGAAUUACAUUUAUACAAUACAUUAAAACAAAAAGUGAAUUUAUCCAUUGCUAAUUAUUAUCUGUUCUUUACUUCAGUAUCAACAGGGCUUUCACAUGCUUCUAUUGCAUUAUUACCAUCAAGUUUUGCAAUGAAUUGUACUGCAUUAGCUACAAGUAAUUUGAUUCAAUAUUUCCAUUCAAGAAAUCUAGGAUAUGCCCUAUUAGUGACUUUUUGGUUCAUAACUGGUGGUGUUAUUGGAUGGCCAUUUGUUCUUGCUUUAGCUGCUGUUUCUACACUUGUGAUCAUUGCACAAAAUUUGAAAUCUUUCUUAAUAACAAGACGUUAUAUUGGUUGGUCAUUCUUCAUAGUUUUAGUUAUAAUAGGAACUUCUUUACAAAUUGAUUCAACUUUUUAUGCAAAGACUGUCUUGGUUCCUGCAAAUAUUGUCUUGUAUAAUGUCAUCUUUGCUGAUGAAAAUGCUGGUCCAAAUAUCUUUGGUGUUGAACCUUUAAGUUAUUAUAUCAUUAAUUUGUUGUUGAAUUUCAAUAUUAUUGCAAUUUUGGGUUAUAUUGGUAUCAUUGCUGUACCUGUGCUAUCAUUCACAGGUUUGAAACCAAAUAAAUUAUCAAACUUAGAAAUUAUAACUAUUUUAUCACCAAUUGCAGUAUGGAGUGGGAUUUUCUUUAGUCAACCACAUAAAGAAGAAAGAUUUUUAUAUCCAAUCUAUUCCACAAUUAAUUUAUCCGCUGCUUUUACAUUAUGGUAUGUUUCCAAAACCAUUAGCUGUAUCACUCAAUCAAUUACAAAAUCUUCCAAAUCUUCAUCAAUCUUCAAAUCAAUCAUUGUUUCCACUAUCUUAAUAUUAACAUUUAUAAUUUCAUUAUCUAAAACAGCAUCAUUAUCAAAUAAUUAUAGUGCACCAUUGGAAAUUUAUAAUUCUUUACCAAGAAAUGAAUCAGGUAAUGUAUGUGUAGGAAGAGAAUGGUAUAGAUAUCCAAGUUCAUUUUUCCUUUCUCAAAAUCAAAGAUUAAAUUUUAUAAAAACAAAUUUUAAUGGAUUAUUACCAGGUGAUUUCAAUGAAACCAUUGGGAAAUUUCAAUCAAUUAGAAUAAUUCCAGAAAAUAUGAAUAAUUUAAAUAAAUUUGAACCUUCAAAAUUAUCCAAUUUUGAAAAUUGUGAUUAUGCUAUUGAUAUUUCACAACCUGUUGAUUCAGAAACUGAAGAAAUUGGAUUUUUAAAUGAACAAGGUGAAAUUAGAAAAGGUUGGGAAUUGAUUAAAUCUGUUCCAUUCUUAAAUAAUGAUGAAAGUGAAGGUAUUGGUCGAUUAUUAUGGAUUCCAAAACAAUUUUUUCAAUUAACAAAGACAAAAUUAACUUAUCAUAGUUAUAAUUUAUACAAAAAAGUCGAAUAG